CGUCCUGGCGCUACAAUUUGCUGCGCCCCUUACAUGCAGCCUCGCAUCGCAGCAUCUGCCAUACCUCUAUCGAUCGCAGCCCAAGAAUUCCCCGCCCCUCCCUGUGAGCAGUAAGCUAGCUGCAGCUAUGGCGUCCGCCGUGUGCGCCUCCUCCAGCGUUGCCGCCGUCGCGGCCCCCUCCACCAGUAAGGUGGUGAGCAAUGUGGGAUCCGCCAGGACUUCGUUCUUGGCCGGAAGAGCUCUUCGCACGACUCAGGUGUGCGGCGCGGCCAAGGGUGACAUGACCGUGUCCGCGACCCUGACCGGGAACAAGACCGACAGGCCGCUGUGGCUUCCAGGUAGCGAAGCCCCGAAGUGGCUGGACGGGAGCCUUCCAGGAGACUACGGCUUCGAUCCCCUGGACCUCGCGGCCGAGCCCGGGCGUCUGAACUGGAUGGUGCAGGCUGAGCUGGUGCACUGCCGCUGGGCCAUGCUCGGCGCCGCCGGCAUCUUCAUCCCAGAGCUGCUGACGAAGAUCGGGAUCUUGAACACCCCAUCGUGGUACAAGGCCGGCGACGCGACGUACUUCGCUGACCAGGGCACCCUCUUCAUUGUUGAGCUUCUGCUCAUGGCGUGGGCCGAGAGCAGGAGGUGGGCCGACAUUGCGAGGCCGGGGAGCGUGAACACCGACCCCAUCUUCCCCAACAACAAGCUGACGGGCACGGACGUCGGGUACCCGGGAGGCUUGUGGUUCGACCCCUUGGGAUGGGGCUCGGGAUCCGAGGACAAGUUGAAGGAGAUCAGGACCAAGGAGGUGAAGAAUGGGCGCCUGGCCAUGCUCGCGGUGUUGGGCGCGUUCGUGCAGGCUAACGUGACGCACGUCGGCCCCAUCGACAACCUGUUUGCGCACUUGGCGGACCCCUACCACACCACCAUCUUGCAAUCCUUGUUCGGAAAGUAAAGCGGGAGCAUCUGUUGACAACAUCAAGGGAAGGGCGCAGCGUCGAGCGUAGCCUGGUCUUGAAUCUAGAUAGCAGCAGUCGAAUGGAAGUUGAUAUUCUGGAAUCAGUAAAAUGUGCAUACUUUUGUUUUUUUUUUGUACGAUAUUCACAGUCGCAGAUUAGUCUCGUUCGAGCUGCAUGUACGACGUGACUGGUUUCAGAUGCACCUGUACACUAUACGCUGGUUAUUUACGAAUGAAGUUUUGGAACUCUGAGUUUUCCGCGCA
This is a messenger RNA of Physcomitrium patens, 1207 nucleotides long. Its product is annotated as photosystem I chlorophyll a/b-binding protein 2, chloroplastic. Gene Ontology annotation, biological process: photosynthesis, light harvesting. Gene Ontology annotation, cellular component: membrane. NCBI's taxonomy places the organism in Eukaryota, Viridiplantae, Streptophyta, Bryopsida, Funariales, Funariaceae. The record is from RefSeq and is a predicted model, not a curated record.